Messenger RNA from Monopterus albus (swamp eel), 2230 nucleotides. Its product is annotated as F-box/WD repeat-containing protein 7. The record is from RefSeq and is a predicted model, not a curated record. The coding region runs from base 167 to 1831 and encodes 554 amino acids. The transcript is spliced from 13 exons. Gene Ontology annotation, molecular function: protein binding. Lineage: Eukaryota; Metazoa; Chordata; Actinopteri; Synbranchiformes; Synbranchidae.
AUGAUGGCGCUGUAGGAAUAGGUAUACGCAUUUAAGGUCUUGUCAACAUCCGGCGACACGUCUCUACAAUACACUGCCGAGCCAAACGAUGUAUCUUUAUUCCUGUAAGCCUCUGUAGACUUUUCGUUAAAGGCAGUAUAGUGUGUUUUAGCACUUUCGGGUUCAAAUGGGGGAGGUGAGGAAGCUGCAGAAGAAGCUGAGACAGAUUGAAAAUCUGGAAAUUAAAAUCAGUCUUACCCCAGAGGAGAGAUUCAAGAUCUCCAGGAAGGCGGAGCUGCGUUCCAGAUUGGCUGAGCUUCAGCUGCAGCUUUCUGGCCCGCAGCAAACUCUAGGGAUUGUGGGAGACGGAAAAAAGGAGAAGAUGAAAAGACAAGUGGAGCAUGCCCCUGAGGCCCUGCCAUCACAAACGCCUCCAGCCACCAAGAUCCUUAAGGGAGAAGAGGAGUCCAAAGCUCAGCCAACGCCAGUGCCGGCUGCCAGGCCAAAGGAGACAGGAGGGAAAGCAGAGAUAGGCAGGCAGCAGGAAAGGAUGGGGCCGGCUAGGGUGUCAGAUCACUGCCGAGACAUGUCAGGAGGUUGUUCAGACUUUGACAAGGAGCAGAAACUGCAACAGGAAGAAGCUGAAUUUACAUCCCUCAAAGCAUCUUGGGAGAAGGUGAAGUUUCGCCUGAGGCUGCUGGAGGGUCACAGUGACAUAGUCACUUGUGUGGUUGCUGUUGACAACCUAGUGGUUUCUGGAAGCCGAGAUACAACAGUGAAGGUGUGGCAUGUUCCCACGGCAACGGAACACAAACACCUUGGGGGUCACACGGGUGGCGUUACCUGUCUGUCUGCACCUGCCCCUGAGUACUGCAAGAGGCUGGCCUGGUCCCUGUCUUUGUCCGACAAGGAGAGGUUUAUUUUGAGUGGCUCGGCGGACUGCUAUGUGAAGAUCUGGGCCCUGAGCAUUGGGCAAUGUGUCAAGUCUAUCUACACUUUCAACGCUGUAACUGCGCUCUGCUUUGUGCCAGAGAAAGACGGCUACAUUAUUACUGGAUCAGACGGGGGGAAAGUUCAAGCGUGGAGUUGGCACACUUUUGAAAACUGCCAGUCAGUCAACGCUCACCAGGAAGCAGUCACCUCCAUCCAGUCUCAAGGUCCACUGGUGUUCACCGGCUCGGCUGAAGGAGGGAUGUCUGUGUGGGAGAACCGGUGUUUGUCUCGAGACCCUCUGAGACUGCUGCACCACUGGACUGGCCAGGUGACGGGCUGCGGAGGGGGGCUGGGUGGGCGUUUGUCCCUCAGCCCACGGGGAGACAAAGUGUUCUUGGCUUACGGUCGAGCCUGGCUCAAGAUCCUGCACUGGAGGACCGGAACGACGUCCAGACUGACCAAUCACAGCAGCAUCACUGGGGUAGCAGAUUGUGUUCACCAGAUAGGGGGCCUCCUAAUUGGCUCCUGCUAUGAUCUGGCAAACGGAGAGAGCACAUUAAAUUUAUUCUCUCUGCCUCAGUGUCGGUAUCUGGCCACUCUGACCUGGCCUGAUGCUCCCAGAAUCCUCUGCUUUGCAGCUUGGACCACAGGGAGCGGAGAUCACCGGUGGGUCACCGGAGGUCGUGAUCUCAUUGUAUGGGAGCAGCUGCCCAGCUCUGGAAAGCAGAGGAGUGAUGUCACAGUGAAGAGGGACAGUCGACUGGACUCGUGCUCGCUGGAGUCAGAGGAGGAUACAGAAGAUGACGAGGAAACUGAUGAUUACGAGGAUGAUCAUGACAGCGAUGAAGGAAAAGACAAUCGGCGUGAUGAUGCGGAGGAUGGAGGGUCCGGCUCGUGGUUGCGCUGCAUACUCCAAUGAGCGCUGUUGGUUUCUCACACUGAGGACACCACGGCCAGCAGUCAUGAAGAGAAAAUGAGAGGGAGGGAGAGAAAGAGGGUGGGGGGAAGUGAAGUGUGACAGACUGUGUGUUGGUGUCGGAGGGGGGAGCAUAUGGGUGGAGGAAGUGAGUGUGUGUGUGAGAGUGAUAGGCAGAUUGUUUUCUAUGUAAAUAUUAUUUCUACAUACAAUAAAGCUGUCACACGGUGGCACUCAUCUCCAAAUUUACACCUGUUGUUGUCUUUUUAUCCCCCCAUUUGAAUCUGACCCUGCCUCUUCCUGAAACACCAGGUCAUCACUCCGCUGUACCGCUGCAAUCUGUGUAAAUGAAUGUAGAUUCAGUUUUAUUCCAUCUUUAUUCCCCUGUUUCUUUCCUUCCCA